AUGGGUGAGACGCAACAAGUGAGUGCUCUUCCACCACCCCCAGUGCAGUACGUCAAGCAAUAUACAGAUGAAAAUACUCAGGAAGGCCUAGCUCCCAAGCCUCCACCUCCAAUAAAAGACACUUCUAUGAUGUUUGGCAAUCAAUUCCAAUGUGAUGAUCCUAUCAUCCGCCCUUCAGAAAGUCAGGGCAUCGAAUGGCUUCAUCCUACGCAGUCUGAUCACAAGAAGGAACUGAGAAAACUCAAUAUGUCUAUUCUUAUUAAUUUCUUAGACCUCUUAGGUAUCUUGAUAAGGAGCCCUGGGAGUACAAAACUAGAAGAGAAACCAGAAGAUCUUAAGCUGCUUUUUGUACAUGUGCAUCAUCUCAUAAAUGAAUACCAACCCCACCAAGCAAGAGAGACAUUGAGAGUCAUGCUGGAGGUACCGAAAGGUCAACGUCCUGAAACAGCUGAGCCAUUUCAGAAGCACCUGGAGCGAGUCAUUGAGAUGAUUCAGAAUUGUCUGGCUUUGCCUGAUGAUCCGCCUCAUUCAGAAGCAGGGAUGAGAGUGAAGACUGAACCAGUGGAUGCUGAUGAUAGCAACAAUUGUACUGGACAGAAUGAACAGCAAAGAGAAAAUUCAGGUCAUAGGAGAGACCAGGUUAGAGAGAAAGAUGCUGCCCUGUGUGUCCUAAUUGAUGAAAUCAAUGAAAGACCAUGAAGGAU
This is a messenger RNA of Neogale vison (American mink), 704 nucleotides long. Its product is annotated as mediator of RNA polymerase II transcription subunit 7-like. Gene Ontology annotation, biological process: regulation of transcription by RNA polymerase II. The transcript has 2 exons. Bases 1 to 699 code for a protein of 232 amino acids. Gene Ontology annotation, cellular component: mediator complex. NCBI's taxonomy places the organism in Eukaryota, Metazoa, Chordata, Mammalia, Carnivora, Mustelidae. The record is from RefSeq and is a predicted model, not a curated record. Gene Ontology annotation, molecular function: transcription coregulator activity.